Molecule: messenger RNA, 1389 nt
Organism: Bactrocera latifrons
Lineage: Eukaryota; Metazoa; Arthropoda; Insecta; Diptera; Tephritidae
Gene: Osi3
Exons: 3
Coding region: 481-1323 (280 amino acids)
Source: RefSeq, a predicted model, not a curated record
ACGAAAUUCGCAUUAGGUCUUUUGAUAUCAUGACGAUGUCAUCGCAUUCUAGCGCUCGUGCAGUGUCAAUGUGAUUUCAAAAUAAAAUAGCAAAAUACUUUAAAGUGCAGUGCGCAAUUUUAUACUCUACAAUUAAAAGGAAUAAAAGUGCUCAUGUAAAAAGGACAUCAUUCGUUUCGCUUGCGCUAAUUAACUGUUCGUCGUUCACCUAUGUACUUUGCCAAAUUUUGUAACUUUAAAGUACUUUUCUGAGUUAUCCUGCAUUGCAUGCGCUUGAUAUCCUGUCUAAACACAUAUGCAGCGGUUAAAGUGCAGUAGUGCCGUUAAAUUGAGUGUGUGUAUGCGUUGAGUCGGGAAUAGUGAGCUGCAUAGAUUUUUAUACUACAGAAUAUUCAAAACCAAAGUGUAUUGUGCUGCAGGUUACCCGCUUCAAUAGAUCCUAUAACAGAAGCGGUAAAAACUCUUUGACACGAGUUCAAAAUGAAAGCGCUAAUAUCGUUCGGUAUAAUAACACUUCUAGCCUUCGCUUCUGUGCAAGCUACUCCCGCCAUCAGUUCCAGUGAAAAUGCGAUUCCAAUCGUGAAUCGUAACCAACUGGAGGAGGGAUUCCUGCGUAAACUCAACAUAAAAUGCAGUCAGAGGGAUAAUCAUUCGUGUAUGAUGCUCAAAUUGAUUGUGUACAUGAAUCGAAUAUUUAAAAAGUCUUCAAUCGAUAUUAAUGAGAAUCUAAGGGUUUCGCAAAAUAGAAAUAUUGACUCCAUACCGGAUGACCCCGAUGAUGAUUUAAUGCUAGCACGUUCCAUUGAAUCAGAUGAUGAGACGCUAGGCCUGCUGGUGGCUGGAAAAAUUUGGAAAUUCAUACGAUCACGUACGCUGCGCUAUAAAUUUUCCGACAAUGCAGACUUCGUGCUCACUACCGAACCCAAAGGCAAUUUAAACUUUGGCGUAUCGGUGAGUCCGGUUGAGACGUUCGAGGAGGGACGUGGCAAGAUGAAAAACAUGGGCCCAAUGUUGAUGGUAAUGAUGGCCAAGGCGGGCAUGGUGGGUGCUAUAAUGCUCAAAGGCUUAUUCCUGCUAGCGGGAAAAGCGUUAAUUGUCUCCAAGAUUGCACUGCUGCUGUCAGUGAUAAUCGCAUUAAAGAAAUUACUGUCCCAGAAGAAGCAUAUCGUUGAAAUACCACAUCACGAUAGCUACAGUUCGGGUUGGGCGAGAGCUUUGAACGGCUUCAUAGAGGGUAUGGCCGAAGUGCCGGCGCAAAUAAUCGCACAGGAAGCACAGGAUAUGGCAUACAACGGACAAAUGCCAAAAGAGGAAGUGCACUAAGCACACGCAAGAUAGUCAAUACUUAACUUAUGUGGUACAAACGAUUAGUUACGAACAUAUGUAUAA